Messenger RNA from Danaus chrysippus (African queen), 1095 nucleotides. The record is from the annotation of a GenBank genome assembly. NCBI's taxonomy places the organism in Eukaryota, Metazoa, Arthropoda, Insecta, Lepidoptera, Nymphalidae.
AUGGCUCUCUUCGUCUGUAAAUGUUUAAAUGUAUCGUUAGAAAGUGAUAAAUUAGAAGAUAUUCUCGACAUCGGGAAACUGGAGUUAUCUUUAGCGGAACAAAGAGAUAUUUUUUUCAGUGAGAAACUAUCAGCAUGUACAACCAGUUCAUUAAAGAGUCAUGUGGUUCAACCUGCUUUAAUUGGUCACCGAGUAGUUGGUCGGUUCAGUCUGGAAACCUGCCUGGCUUGUGGGCAAACAACUCGAGCUUUGAUGCAGGAAAGAAACUUGGUUUUAUUGGCCAAGUCCCUUCAAACGACACAAGAAAAUAUAAAUAAUCUGAAAAAGAGUGAAAACUUCUCACCGGUAUUUCACUUAUUGGUGCCAGAGGUGACAAAUGACUUGGAAAUGAAAGAAAAUAUAGACACAAAUAACCAAUACUAUAGUGAGAGGAACGGAUGCUCGCCGUCAUUACAAGUCAUCGGAGCAUUGAAGAAACAACUGAACCAAACGUUAGAGUCUCAGCUGGAGGCUAUUGAGGAAACCGUGAGGCAGUUCAAAGAUCAGAAAUAUGCGGAGUAUGAAGAGUACAGAGUGAGGGCGCAGAGGGAUCACAAAAUAUUAUCUAGUAUUAUAAAUAAGACAAGAACGAACUUUGACAAUGACGGCUGGAACAACUCCUUAGACAAGAUACCCUCGCCCACACUACAGAGACGGAGACUCUCCUCCAUUAAAGAUGCCAAAAAAUUCACUAAAUAUGUUAAGUCAAACGCUCAAAUCCCUCACGAAGAGGAUUCUUUAGAUGCUGAAGAUAUUUUUGAUUUAGAAGGAAUGGACUCCUGUAACUACAUGGCUUCCGACAAUGAGGAUUAUGAUUCAGACCAGCUCAGUAACGAUGAGUCCAUGGGUCCUAGAACUCGCCCCGGGGCCGCAGCAUCCCUCGCGCGCUCUCUACCGGUCAGGGUCCCUGUCGUGAUGAGCAGACGAGAAGAUAUUACACACGAGGAGGAUUAUGAGGAGACCCAGGACAUAGCGGCGUCCAUCAAAGCCCUAGCCCGCUCGGUGCACGGCGACGUGUUCGAGCUGCCCCGCCCGCGCUUCUCCACGCAGAUCUAG